CCGACUUUAUCUUUCUAUAUAAAAUGCUAUCUCUUCUCUCUCUCCUUCCACUUCCAGGCCUCCAAACCUAAUCUUUCUCUAUCUCUCACUAGCCUUUCUAGCUCUCUAUCUCGUCUUUCGUUUGAUCUGCAGUUAUGGCCGAGGAAACGGAGAAGAAGGCUUCGGAUACGGCGCCGGAAGAGGAGCUUGUGGUACCCGAGGCGAAAAGCGAUGAAAAGAGUCCGCCGGUGUUGGCAACAGCUGAGGCGGAGGAGGUGACGAAGAAACCAACUGAGGAGGCUCCGGCCGAAGUGGCCGUGGAGAAGGAGGCCGCGGAUGCGGUAGCGCCGGCUGCAACGGCGGAAGAGACGGAGGCUGUUAUUGAGCAGUCGGCUUCCUUCAAGGAGGAAAGCAAUCUCGUCGGCGAUCUGCUGGAGCCCGAGAAGAAAGCCCUUGAUGAGCUCAAGCAGUUCAUCCAAGCCGCCCUUGUUAAUAACGAAUUCAACCCCCCACCUCCACCUCCUCCAAAAUCGGAGGAGCCCCCGGCAUCUGAGGCCAAGGUAGAAGAACCUGCCGUUGCCGAGGAGCCCGCGGUGAAGGCUGAGUUGACUGCGCCGGUGGAGACCAAGGCGGAAGAGCCCAUCACCACGUCAACUUCAGAGGAAGCCCCUAAGACCGAAGAGGCUGCUACCUCUUCAGCUCCAGAGGAACCCAAAGUCGUUGAGUCCGUGGAGGUUAAGGCGGUGGUGGUUGACGAUGACGGGGCAAAGACUGUGGAAGCUAUCGAGGAGACCGUUGUACCUGUAACCCUACCUCCACCUGCUGCUGAAGAGGUAGCCCAGGCGUCAGAGGCAGAGACCGAGAAAGAACAUAUUAAGGAGCCUGAAGCUCCAGCGUCAGUUGAGGCCCCGCUGGCUCCUCCAGCAGAGGAGUUCAUUUGGGGAGUUCCUCUUGUUGGAGACGAAAAGAGUGAUACUGUCCUGCUGAAAUUUCUCAGGGCCAGGGAUUUCAAGGUGAAGGAUGCUCUGGCCAUGAUCAAGAACGCUGUGAUUUGGAGGAAGCAAUUUGGCAUCGAGAGCCUGCUGGAGGAGGACCUGGCAGUGCCGGAGCUUAAGAAGGUGGUGUUCUACCAUGGGCAAGACAAGGAAGGUCACCCUGUCUGCUAUAAUGUUUAUGGAGAGUUCAAGGAUCAGGAACUCUAUGCUAAGGCAUUUGGGGAUGAAGAGAAGAGAGAGAAGUUCUUGAGGUGGAGAAUUCAGUUCCUGGAGAAGGGGAUUAGGCAGCAACUGGAUUUCUCUCCCCAAGGAGUUUGCACUAUGGUGCAGGUUACGGAUCUUAAGAACGUCCCAGGACCAGGAAAGAAAGAACUCCGGCAGGCCACCAAGAAGGCUUUAGCCCUACUCCAGGAUAAUUAUCCUGAGUUUGUGGCCAAGCAGGUGUUUAUAAAUGUUCCAUGGUGGUACCUUGCAUAUAACCGAGUGAUGAGUCCAUUUUUUACGCAGAGGACUAAGAGCAAAUUUGUUUUUGCUGGUCCUUCCAAAUCUGCAGAAACUAUCUUCAGAUACAUAGCUCCAGAACAUGUUCCUGUUCAAUAUGGAGGUCUGAGCAAGGAUAAUGAUCCAGAUUUCACUAGUUCUGAUGCUGUUACUGAGGUCAUCAUUAAGCCGUCAAGCAAGCAUGUUAUAGAGUUGCCAUCUUCUGAGCCAUCUCUUCUUGUUUGGGAGCUCCGAGUAUUAGGAUGGGAUGUGACCUACAGUGCUGAGUUCGUUCCAAGCUCAGAGGAAGGUUACACAGUGCUUGUGCAGAAGGCUAGGAAGUUCUCGGCUGCUGAUGAACCAUAUAUAAAGAACAGCUUCAAGGUAGGUGAGCCUGGAAAGAUCAUUCUAAACAUUGACAAUGCUACCACCAAGAAGAAGAAGCUCCUCUAUAGAUCAAAGACUAGGGGCACCACUGAAUCUGCUUGAGGUGAUACUUUUUGCCUAAAAUGGAUCAGUGAAGAUUCAAAAACUUGUGAAAAAGUUGAAGGAAAGUAUAUGGUGGGAGUGAUUUAUGAUUAAAGGUUGAUUUUUUUCUGUUAUUUCCUUGAUUGGUUUCUCUUAAUGGUUAAGUAUAUGUUUUAUUAUUGUUUUUGGGUUCAUGGGUUGUGUUGGUUUGUUAAAAAUGAAAGUUGUGUUCUUUGAGGAGGAGAAAGGGUGAUGGGUUCUGUAAAUCCUCUAAGACUUGACCUUUGUGGAAUAUUUCUCUUGUUUAUCAAUAUUUUCUGUCAUUUUUAGAGAACUUGCCACAGUAUAGGCAUCAAAUUCUGGUUUCUUCUCAA
Messenger RNA from Dendrobium catenatum, 2296 nucleotides. RefSeq names its product patellin-3. The transcript is spliced from 4 exons. The record is from RefSeq and is a predicted model, not a curated record. The coding region runs from base 135 to 1943 and encodes 602 amino acids. Lineage: Eukaryota; Viridiplantae; Streptophyta; Magnoliopsida; Asparagales; Orchidaceae. Gene Ontology annotation, molecular function: lipid binding.